GCUAACGAGAAUGUCUUUUUAUAGUUUACUAUGCUACGUUAAAAGUUGAUGAUAUUAUUGUACAUAUAAAUUGAUACCUGAACCGUAAACAUGCUAAAACAAUACUGUACAUUUCAUUUAAACUGGAGUACUGUUUGCAACGCGUCAACACUGCUAUAGAAUGAUGGGCUCGCGAACUACGUGUACAACUUGCCAAUAACCAACAACUAUAUCUGAAGAAAUGCAGCUUUCAGAUAUUUCUUCUUGGGCCACAACAGCUGUGGCUGGCAUUGUGCUUGGAUUCUUGAUGGGAAGAACGUGUUCAUGUCAAUCUAAGACGGCAAGCUGUGACAAUUGUGUUAAAACAAGAAAAAGGGAAAACAAAAUUGAGGAGAACAAAGACACGAACGAGAACUCCACUACUGAAAAAAUUGGCAAAGAAGAAGAAGAAGAAGAAGAAGAAGAAGAAUAUGAUGAAUUUGAAAUGUUGCCAGCUAAGGCAUUAAAUGAAUCCUCGCCUCUGUAUGAGUUAGCGCGAUCUGAGGGUCAGGCAAAAAUGGUUUUGGUUGUAAGAACGGACCUCGGAAUGACAAAGGGCAAAGUUGCUGCUCAGUGUGCUCAUGCUGCUUUGGCAUGUUACAGAAUGGCAACGCGUGUUGAUCCAAAAUUGCUUCAAUUCUGGGAAAGAACUGGACAAGCAAAAAUUGCCUUGCAAGCUCAUUCGGAAGAAGAAUUGGAACUGCUGCAAGCACAGGCCCUUUCUCUUGGUCUCUGUGCAUACAUUAUCCAUGAUGCUGGACGCACCCAAAUUGCUAGUGGUUCCGCUACUGUUUUGGGUAUUGGACCAGGCCCUAUCAGUGUUGUGAACCAAGUUACUGGAAAAUUACGUUUGUUUUAAGUGUAAUAAGUAUGAUGUAUAACAUGCUAAUCUACAUUAAAGCAGCGUUUUCAAGUAUUGGCUGUUUACCUAGUACAGCUGCAUCUUGACGGUGACAAAAGUCCUCGUAAAAAGUUUUAUAUUCCAACAUUUAUUGACAGAACACCGAGUCAUCAGACGUUUCUUUUCAUUAAAAAUUUGUUUCAAUGUCAUAAAACCAAACCGUAGGUCGCUGUUACUUCAGCACAUCCAAAAGGACUUGAAGAACUGUGUAACUAUCAAAGGUUAAAAAGAAAGAAACCUCGACAAUUAAAGCGAUCCCGAAAAAGGUGAUCUAAACUAAAUAUAGGCGACUAUCUCCACAGCUACUGAUUCUGUGGAAGAUAAAUCUUAGUAUCGUAUAAAUUGAGUGGGCGUCGUCGUCCCUAUAAAAAAUUUUCAUAAGCUACA
Molecule: messenger RNA, 1306 nt
Organism: Schizosaccharomyces japonicus yFS275
Lineage: Eukaryota; Fungi; Ascomycota; Schizosaccharomycetes; Schizosaccharomycetales; Schizosaccharomycetaceae
Product: aminoacyl-tRNA hydrolase
Exons: 1
Coding region: 221-877 (218 amino acids)
Cellular component (GO): mitochondrial outer membrane
Molecular function (GO): peptidyl-tRNA hydrolase activity
Source: RefSeq, a predicted model, not a curated record